Messenger RNA from Eremothecium gossypii ATCC 10895, 516 nucleotides. RefSeq names its product 60S ribosomal protein eL20 (gene RPL20B). The transcript has 2 exons. Gene Ontology annotation, molecular function: structural constituent of ribosome. Gene Ontology annotation, biological process: translation. NCBI's taxonomy places the organism in Eukaryota, Fungi, Ascomycota, Saccharomycetes, Saccharomycetales, Saccharomycetaceae. The record is from RefSeq and is marked provisional. Gene Ontology annotation, cellular component: cytosolic large ribosomal subunit; ribosome.
UUGGCUUUCAAGGAAUACCAAGUUAUCGGCCGUCGUUUGCCAACCGAGUCUGUUCCUGAACCAAAGUUGUUCAGAAUGAGAGUGUUUGCUCCAAACGAGGUUGUGGCCAAGUCGCGUUACUGGUACUUCUUGCAGAAGUUGCACAAGGUCAAGAAGGCCUCCGGUGAGGUCGUCUCCAUCAACGUCAUCAGCGAGGCUCACCCAACCAAGGUGAAGAACUUCGGUGUCUGGGUCAGAUACGACUCCAGAUCUGGUACCCACAACAUGUACAAGGAGAUCAGAGACGUCACCAGAGUCGGUGCCGUCGAGUCCUUGUACCAGGACAUGGCUGCCAGACACAGAGCCAGAUUUAGAUCUAUCCACAUCUUGAAGGUCGUGGAGUUGGAGAAGACUGCCGACGUCAAGAGACCAUACGUCAAGCAGUUCUUGACCAAGGACUUGAAGUUCCCAUUGCCACACAGAAUCCAGAAGUCCGACAAGAUCUUUGCUUACAAGAGACCAACCACCUUCUACUAA